AUGAGUACUAAAAAUGGUAAAUUAGAAAAACUUAAAAAGUUACAAGCCCUUCGUAAUGCGAAGAAUUCCCAAAAUCAACACAGUAAUGAUGAUAUUAAUGAUAAUAAAAUAUAUGAUGAAAUUGAUGAAAUCGAAUAUAGAAAUAGGAAACGUCAAGAGCUAUUACACGAUGAUUUUGUUAUUGAUGACGAUGGCAAAGGUUAUGUUGAUCGUGGCAUUGAAGACGAGGAAAAUGGGUAUUACAGCGAUGAAUUGAGUGAAGAAGAUGAUGAGACUAACAAUAACUUAAAUAAGAAAAAUUCCAAGUCAAAGAAAAAUUCAAACCAAACUCAAAUUAGUGAUAUGCUACGAGCACAUCAUUCUAAAAAAAAUGUAUCAAAUCAGUUAAACAACCAAACAAACAAAAGAAAGGUAAAUUUGGAUGAAUUUGAUGACAUCUUGGGUGAUUUUGAAGCGGACACUUCUUCAAUUGCAAUUAAAAAACCCUUUACUAAUAAGUUAGUCAAACAUAAUUUAUUGCCAUCUGAAAAAUAUCAACCUAAUUUAAAAAGAUCUAUAGAUAUAGAUGAUAUUUCAACUAAAAAGCAAAAAACAAUCAUAACGGUCGAUAGUAGCAACUCUAUACAAAUAGACUCUUCCCCAUUAAAUUCUCAGAGAACAAAACAAAAAAAACAGCCUUCCUUACAAGAUGCAAGCGAUGAUGAUUAUGAUGAUAAUAAUGAUGUCAAUAUGCAUAGCGAAGAGUUUGCUUCUAUUAUUGAAAAUUCACCCACAUUAAAUAGAAAGGCAUCUCGUCAAAUAUCACAAGAUGAACAUAACAAUACAUCAAAAGCUAAAGAUGAAUCUGAUGAUGAUGACGAAGAUAUUUUAUUUGGUAGGCGUACAAUUAGAAGUGUGACUACAUCUAGACAAAUAAAUCUAGAUUCAAAAAGUAACCCUGCUUCUUCUCCAUUUGUAACUGCACCAGGUACCCCUUCAGCUACCCAAUCAAUCAAUAUCAAAUCUUCUCCUUUAAAACCAAAAUCUUACAUUAAGCCUGAUCAUUUUCAAACAUCUACCAAAAAAUAUUCAAAAGAAAAUGUUAUUAAAUCUGAUUCAGAUUCCUUCCACAUGUUUUGGAUGGAUUUCUGCGAAGUUGAUAACUCAUUGAUAUUAUUUGGUAAAGUGAAGACCCAUGAUGGUACCCUAGUAUCGGCAAUGCUUCAAAUUAACAAUUUAAAUAGAGAAUUAUUUUUCCUUCCAAGGGAAGGCAAGACUCCCGAGGAUGUACAUGAAGAAAUCAUUCCCCUGUUAAUGGAUAAAUAUGGUCUUGAUACCAUUAGAGCAAAACCUGAGAGAAAAAAAUACUGUUUUGAAAUUCCUGAUAUUCCAACUGAGACUUAUUACUUAAAGGUUUUAUUGCCAUAUAAACCUCCAAAGAGUAGUAAUGAUUUGAUACCAGCAGAGCUUUCUAGUGAUACGUUUUACCACGUUUUUGGAGGAAAUACCAAUAUUUUUGAAAGUUUUGUUAUUCAGAAUAAAGUUAUGGGACCAUGUUGGUUGAAGGUUAAAAACGGUGAUUUUAAUGCUUUACAAAACGCUUCUCAUUGUCAACUGGAAAUAGUAGUCAAUAAUCCAAAAGAUAUAGUACCAAUUGAUUUAAAAGACAUGAUUGAUUUAGACUGUGUUUCACUGUCAUUACAAACUGUAUUAAAUGCUAAAGCCAAUAAGCAAGAAAUCGUUUCAAUUACCCUUUCAACUUAUAAAAAUAUAGCAAUUGAUUCUCCUAUCCCGGAAGAUAUUGUUCCAAAUGAUACUGUUACUCUUAUAAGGCCUCCUGUAGGAUCUAGUUUCCCAUUAGGACUUGCAACUUUGGGAAAAGAAAAACUUCAAAGCCAGUUACGUUUAUUUAAUAAUGAGAAAACCAUGUUAAUGUGUUUUGCUGCCAUGAUGAAGGUUUUGGAUCCAGAUGUAAUUAUUGGUCAUCGCUUAGAAACAUUAACACUUGACGUUCUAUCACAUAGAUUGAACGAUUUAAAGGUACCAACAUUUAGCUCUCUUGGUAGGCGUGUGAGAAAAGACUGGCCUCCUCGUUUUGGUAAAAAUAAUGGUGGUAUGAAUAGUUUCUUGGUUCGGGAUAUUUGCUCAGGAAGACUACUAUGUGAUAUCUCUAAUGAAAUGGGCCAAUCAUUAACCCCAAAAUGUCAAAGUUGGGAUUUAGCUGAAAUGUAUAAUAUUACUUGCGGUAGACAACAUAAAUCCUUAGACAUAAAUUAUCAAAAUAAACAAUAUCAAGAAGAUGUGAACAGUAUGCUUAUGGCGAUCCAAGAAAAUAUAACUAAUUCGAUCUUAGCAUCAGAGGUUUCGUUUAGAAUUCAGCUUCUUUCCCUGACUAAACAACUAACGACCUUAGCAGGUAAUGCAUGGUCUCAGACUCUUGGUGGUACAAGAGCUGGUAGAAACGAAUACAUUUUAUUGCAUGAAUUUUCUCGUAAUAACUACAUAUUACCAGAUAAAGAAAGUAAUAGACAAAAAGCUCAAAGAAGACAACAAAUUGCAGACACAGAAGGAGACUCAAAUUUACCACCAGUCUCGAAUAAAAAGGCAAAAUAUCAAGGUGGUCUGGUUUUUGAACCAGAAAAGGGACUUCAUAAGAAUUAUAUUUUAGUUAUGGAUUUCAAUUCACUAUAUCCAUCUAUCAUUCAGGAAUUUAAUAUAUGUUUUACAACGGUAGAUAGGAAUUUAAAUGAUAUUGAUGAAUUGCCUGAGGUACCCGCGUCAAAUAAAGCACAGGGUGUUUUACCAAGAUUAUUAGCUACUUUGGUCCAACGUCGUAGAGAAGUUAAAAAGGUGAUGGCUUCAGAAACAGAUUUACACAAGAAGGUUCAAUGUGAUAUAAGACAACAGGCUUUAAAGCUAACUGCAAAUUCUAUGUAUGGUUGCUUAGGUUACAACAAUAGUAGAUUUUACGCAAAACCUUUGGCAAUGCUGACCACAAAUAAAGGUAGAGAAAUCUUGAUGAAUACCAGACAGCUGGCUGAGAGUUUAGAAUUAGCUGUUGUAUAUGGUGAUACAGAUUCUGUCAUGAUUGAUACAGGGUGUGAUAAUUAUAAUAAUGCUAUUAAGAUAGGUCAAGAUUUCAAGAAGUUAGUUAAUGAGCGUUAUCGUUUGUUAGAAAUCGAUAUUGAUAACGUCUUCAAGAAGUUAUUACUGCAUGCAAAGAAAAAAUAUGCGGCAUUAAAUGUUAUCAUUGAUAAACAAGGAAACGAAUCAACUACCCUAGAAGUCAAAGGUUUAGACAUGAAGCGUCGUGAGUACUGUCCGUUAUCAAAAGAGGUAUCUAUCCACGUUUUAAAUACAGUUUUAUCUGAUAAGGAUUCAGAAACUGCAUUAAGUGAAAUUUAUGAAUAUUUAGAACGUACUAGAAACAACGUUGAAAACAAUGAUAUCAGAAUCGAUAAAUAUAAAAUUAAUACGAAGCUAUCAAAAGAUCCGAACUCUUAUCCAAAUAAGAAAACGAUGCCAGCUGUCCAAGUUGCUUUGAAGAUGAGAAAAGCUGGUAGAGUUGUAAAAGCAGGCUCUGUUAUAACAUUUAUUAUAACCAAAGGAAAUAGCGAUGAAAGCGAACAGGACUCCCAUUAUGCUGAUAGGGCCUAUGCCUUAAACGAAGUAAUGAACAAAUCCAAUAACCUGGUUCCAGACCCGACGUAUUAUUUAGAAAAACAGAUAUUUUCUCCAGUAGAAAGAUUAUUGGAAAAUAUUGAGAGUUUUGAUAUAGUAAGAUUGAGCACAUCAUUAGGCUUAGAUAGUAAGAAAUUUUUGAGAAGGCCUGCGGAUUCUUUGUCUGGUAAUGGAAUAGAUACAUUACAACCAUUAGAAACUACAGUUGCAGAUAUCGAACGAUUUAAGGAUUCAUCUGCUCUAGAAUUAACUUGUCCAAAUUGUGCAAAUAAGUUUUUAUUUGGAGGUAUCAUUGCAUCAAAUUUUUAUACAAUGUGCUAUAAUGGUUUACAAUGUAAAAAUUGUGAACAUAUUUUCUCACCACUCCAAAUAACCUCACAACUAGAAAGAUGCAUUAGAUCUCAUAUUUCUUUAUAUUAUGCAGGUUGGUUAGUGUGCGAUGAUAAAACUUGUGGUACUGUGACAAGACAAAUAUCUGUAUUUGGGAAACGUUGCUUAAGUGAUGGUUGUACUGGUGUUAUGCGUUACAAAUAUUCAGACAAAAAACUUUAUAACCAAUUACUCUAUUUCGAUUCUUUAUUUGACUGUGAAAAAAACAAGAAUCAGUUACUGAAACCAUUAUAUCAUUCCGGUGACAUUGACUACCCAAUUAGUAGUCUGAAUGAAUCGUCAAUCAAGGUUUUAAGUGAGCAGAAUAGGGACCUAUUUGAAACAAAUCGUAGUGUUGUACAAAAGUAUCUGAGUGACUGUGCCCGUCGUUAUGUUGAUUUAGGAUCUAUAUUCGAAUUUAUGCGUGAAUAA
Messenger RNA from Henningerozyma blattae CBS 6284, 4461 nucleotides. RefSeq names its product DNA-directed DNA polymerase alpha catalytic subunit POL1 (gene POL1). The transcript has a single exon. Gene Ontology annotation, molecular function: chromatin binding; DNA replication origin binding; pyrimidine nucleotide binding. Lineage: Eukaryota; Fungi; Ascomycota; Saccharomycetes; Saccharomycetales; Saccharomycetaceae. Gene Ontology annotation, biological process: mitotic DNA replication initiation; DNA replication; lagging strand elongation. The record is from RefSeq and is a predicted model, not a curated record. Gene Ontology annotation, cellular component: alpha DNA polymerase:primase complex. The coding region runs from base 1 to 4461 and encodes 1486 amino acids.